GGCGAACACAGUUGCUCAUACCAAGCAGAAGUGAAAUCAUGCGGAUAAGGGGAAAGGGCUUCUCACCUAUGCUAAGGAAAAAGAGACUUCUUUGGUAUAAUGCAAAGAUGGUCGUGAAAGACUCCACUGGCUCAAUGGAUCUCUUGGUAAAGGACACGAAGACAGAAUUCAUCUUACAAUGUGUCCCUUCAUAUCUGAAGAAAUUAAUGUUAAAGGAUAAUGGGGCGCAAAUGCUCAAAGACUAUAUUUCUCAAUUUUAUGAAUGUCCAUACGUGUUUAUUAUUCCUGCUCCAAAAUUUGGAUGCGUUGACCAUUGUGCUCCUUUGGUGACUUUUGUGUUAAAAAUUGAUUCGUCAAAAGGGUGUUGGCACAUUUUCAAAGGUAAUAAAAUGAUUUAAAUUAUUGUAGGGGUGAUAAGUUGUCAUUUUGAUUUAAUUGCCAGUUCAUAUUUAUUUGCGAUGAAUUUAAUAAUUCUUAAUCUUAUUUAUGUAGGAAAAUCGAGAACUGGCAAAGAGACAUUGGAUUCGUCGUGAUAAGAACUUUGUUAAGACAUUGAAAAUUUCAUAAUGACAUUUUAUUUGUUAGGUUAAGUUUUACAAGAAUAUAUUUGGUUUGACGUAGUUAAUUUUUAUUACGUGUGUUGAGUGAUUUAUAGAUUUUGAAAAUUUGUGUAAAAC
Messenger RNA from Rhododendron vialii, 677 nucleotides. RefSeq lists its product as uncharacterized. The record is from RefSeq and is a predicted model, not a curated record. Lineage: Eukaryota; Viridiplantae; Streptophyta; Magnoliopsida; Ericales; Ericaceae. The coding region runs from base 39 to 398 and encodes 119 amino acids. The transcript is spliced from 3 exons.